AACCCGACCUGUUUAGAAGGGGGGGAGUAGAAAGACUUGUAUGGCAGACUGUACCGAGAUCUCAUGCACCCAAGGAGGAUAAGUGUGACGGAUUCUUGGUGACAGAAAUGGCAACAGAGAUUGCUACUCUGUAUUGAUGUCUUCUCAUCCAGGCGAAUUCUGUACAAACUAGGAAGUAGCAAUGGCAGAGGACCAAAAAAGAAGGACACUGGUUCUGCAGGGUGACAAAAGCACAUGGGUUACACCGUCAUGCCUCCCGGAGCUUCUGCAGCUGAAAUCUCUAUAUCCCUUGGCUCCUCUGGUGGUUGGGAACACCUUAAUUGGACCUCAGAUAGAAAUGGUUGGAUCAUUCUAUCCUGUGAUCAUCUCCCCAGCAAGAGUUCCAGAGCUGAGUAUCGUGAAUUAUGCCGCUAAAGGAAUAACUAUUGGAGCAGCUUGCAGCUUGACCCUGGUAAAGUCCAUAAUCUCAGAAGCUGUAUCUCAGUUACCAGAGGACAAAAACAAGAUUUUCCGAGUUCUUCUACAGCAGCUUAAUAGGGAGCAGAUGAGAAACGAAGCAUCGAUUGGUGGAAGUAUUUUAAGUGGAAGUGCAGCUUGGGAACUGAACCCCAUUUUGGCUGCUGGAAACUGCACAUUUAAUCUAGCAUCAAAAGACAGACGACGCCAGGUUACUCUAAGGCAGCUGCUGUUUGACGAGAAUGGGAUGGGGGGUCUGAGCCCUGAAGAGAUAUUAAUUUCCAUCAAUGUGCCAUUCUCCAGGAAGUCGGAGUUUGUGUCAGCCUUCAGACAGGUUCAGAGAUGGGGAACUUCAGGUCCUUCCAUAGUUGCUGCAAUGAAGGCUGUGUUGAAAGAGGGAACUGAUCUCAUACUGGCCUUUAGCAUUUAUUAUGGAGGCUCUGAAUCCGCCUGUGUAUUUGCAAAGACUGCAAGCGAGCAGCUCGCUGGGAGGCGCUGGGAUGAUGCAAUGCUGGAUGAAGCUUGCAGAUUAUUUCUAGAAGAGGAUUCUGUUCUAGAUCUGGCUACUGCUGGCAUGGCCGAUUAUGAAAAAACUCUAGCAAUAAGCUUCCUCUUCAAAUUCUACCUUCAGGUUGCACAAGAAUUAAAGCAAACUGUGAACUUUCUCCAGAAUUCCACUCCUGAGAAUCAAAAUACAAAAUAUUAUGCACAAAACAACAAGUCAUUGAAAGACCAAACACAGAUGAUUCCAAAUGGUUUUCACAUGAGCCAAGAUGAAGUUCGGAGUCAUCUACAUGAAAGCAUGAAUGGACAUGGAACAGUGCAACAGUCUCGUGUGUUGCAAACCAUUGAGGAAGAGGAAAUUGAAGAUGGAGAUGAUGACACACCCAUGGAAGGAGAAUUAUUUCUGGCCCUAGUGACUAGCAAUAGACAUCAUGCAAAAAUAAUGUCCAUACAUAAAGAGGAUGCAUUGAAAGCACGAGGAGUAGUUGAUGUAAUAACAGCUGCUGAUGUUCCUGGGAUAAAUGACAUAAACAUGUUUGCCAAUGACAAGGUUCAAUACGUUGGGCAAGUGAUAUGUGCUGUAGUAGCUGACACACAGACUCAUGCCGAUCAAGGAGCAUCAAGAAUAAGGAUAUGUUAUGAAGAUCUGGAACCUGUCCUACUUUCCAUUCAGGAUGCCAUUAAGAAUGAUUCGUUUUUUGAGCCAGUGAGAACAUUGGAACAUGGAAAUGUGGAUGAGGCUUUCAAAAGUGUGGAUCAUAUUUUAGAAGGUGAGGAGUAUAUUGGGGGUUCCGAUGACCAUCGCAUAGGAUCUCAAACCCUUCGUGUCAUACCAAGAGGAGAAGAUAAUGAAAUGGAGGUCAUUCUCUCUACACGGGAUCCUUUGUCUGUACAGGCCACAGUGGCAUCUGCUAUAAAUGUCCCAUCUGAUUUCGUUAUGUGCAACAUGGAAUGCGGAGAUAGUUCAGAGGUGGAGAAUCCUUAUACAGCAUCUCUGGCUGCAAUCGGUGCAGUAGCGGCACUCAAGACUGGUCAUUUAGUGCACUCAGUACUUAAACAAAGAGAGGAUUCAUCAAUGUCAAAGCACCUGCCUAGAUUCCUUGGAAAAUAUAAGGUGGGGUGUAUGAAUGACGGAAGGAUUUUAGCACUUGAUGUAACUUACUACUGCAAUGCUGGGUGUAUUUCAGAUCAUUCUCUCAAAGUACUCGCAAUGUCUUUGCUGAGCUCCCAAAAUGCUUAUAGCAUUCCCAAUGCUAGGUGCAGAGUAACAGCUUGCAGAACAAAUCUACCACCCAAAAUACUAAGCCAUGGGUACUGCUUCCCCCUAUCGGGGAUGUUAGCAGAGUUGUGGGUUGACGCAGUAGCAGGCCGGUGUGGUUUAUCUCCAGAAAAGGUACGACACAUGCAUUUGCACAAACAAACAAGCCAGACAUCCUUUAAACCACAUAUUAAUGCUACGAAUUUGCUAAAAUGUUGGGAUGAGUGUGUGAAGAAGUCUUCAUUACCUGCGAGAACCACAGAGGCUAAAGAAAGUAACCAAGUUUGCCCAUGGCUGAAGAAAGGCUUCUCCGUUAUCCCUGUGAUGUUCCCAGUUGGUUUUAUUGCAGACUUCCUUAAUCAGGCAUACGUUCUGGUUCAUAUUUAUAAAGAUGGCUGGGUGCUCAUAACUCCUGCUGGGAAUGAAUUAGGAGAAGAAACAAGAACAAAAAUGAUGCAGGUUGCUAGUCAAGAAUUACGGAUUCCUUUAUCUUACAUACAAAUCAGCGAGACCAGUACAACAAUUGCAUCAGAUACUUCUGUUACAGCAACAUCAUUUGGCGCAACAGCCCAUGCGUUGGCAGUACAGAAUGCUUGUCAGAUCCUGCUUCAUCGCCUACAAGCAAUAAUCAACUUGAAUCCUGACGCCACCUGGAGAGACUGUGUCCAAGAUGCUUACCGGCACAGAGUUUGUCUUUCAGCAACUGGCUACUACAGGAGUCCUGAUGCAGUCCUAGACUGGGACCUAGACAAAGGCAUUGAGAGCCCAGAAUUUGUAUUUGGAACGGCAUGUUCAGAAGUGGAGUUAAAUUGUCGAACAGGAGAACAUAAGAAUGUGAGAACAGAUAUUGUUCUAGACGUGGGUUCUAAUAUCAGUCAGACUGUGAACACUGAACAGAUUAAGGAAGCCUUCCGUGAAGGGCUGGAACUUUUUACAAGAGAAGAUUUUAAAUACUUUUUCCAAGAAUCAAAUAAUGGUAUACAGUCAAGCCAAACAGAGAGCGAAAAGUCUGAUAAUACACCGGAGAUAUUCAAUGUAACUUUGCUACCUUCCAGUCCAAAUCCUUACAUGAUCUGCUCACCCAAAGCUGUUCAAGAAGUAUCCAUGUUCCUUGCUUCUUCAGUGUUUUUUGCUAUAAAAGAUGCCAUUCUUGCAGCUCGACAUCACACUGGUCUACCUGGUAGCAUAUUGCUGCCGGUUCCAGUCCGGCCUCAGCAUGUACUGAUAGCUUGUGGCAGUUACAUGACAGAAACUGCACGACCUGCAACUCCAAAGGAGGACUCUGUGGACAAUCAUAUUUCGGAAGCUUGAUACUCCAGUGGAAUGUUCAUUGUAUACGGACCAUAACUGCUGCCUGUUGCCAUUGAAACUCACAGAAUGGGCACUUUUGUUUGAAAUUACAGGGUGGCAGACCCACGAGUGAAAAUUCUACUUCAUAGAAAGGUGAUGGAUUUAUGGAAUUACCUACCCUGCUAAGAUGCUGAAACCAAUAAAGUAAAUAAAUUAUUGUCGAUCUUGA
Messenger RNA from Pelobates fuscus (common spadefoot toad), 3737 nucleotides. Its product is annotated as aldehyde oxidase 2-like. Lineage: Eukaryota; Metazoa; Chordata; Amphibia; Anura; Pelobatidae. The record is from RefSeq and is a predicted model, not a curated record. The transcript has 27 exons. Gene Ontology annotation, molecular function: iron ion binding; aldehyde oxidase activity; FAD binding. The coding region runs from base 182 to 3529 and encodes 1115 amino acids.